Molecule: messenger RNA, 1443 nt
Organism: [Torrubiella] hemipterigena
Lineage: Eukaryota; Fungi; Ascomycota; Sordariomycetes; Hypocreales; Clavicipitaceae
Source: the annotation of a GenBank genome assembly
CGUGAUAAUCAGGCACCGUUUCCUAGAUGGACGAGACACUAUCCUCCGAGGUGAUCUAAGAGAGUGAUAGCAGACUUUUGCUUGUCUAGAGUCGUAUCGACCAUGCAAAACAGGCUACUUAUCUCACAAAACCUGAUAGGCCCGAUAGGUCGCUGCAUGUGAAUCCUCUAAACUGGUGCCAAUGGGGAAGGUCGGUGUUGUUACCCCCGGAUUAAACGGCAAAUCCGCCUGUUCCUAGUUACCACCGAACAUCUGCCCCUCCUGCCUGCUACGAAUUUGUAUGUUCAUCCAACCACUUCAGCCGCGAUACUACCUUCGAUUCUAGGCGAAUUUCACGACGAGCAUGCUGUGUUGAUUACGCCAUCCGCAAGAAUCCGGCCCUGAGUGUCUAGAUGGAUAUACCACUGCAGAUUAUGUAUAAAGGGGCCGACUAGUCCGGACCCCGGCGCAUAGCAAACAAGCAAGCACGCAUCCGCCCAUCCAUCUUGUUCACCAUGAAGUACGCUGCUGCUCUCACUACCCUGCUCGGCCUUGCUGCCGCUGCCCCCCGUAGCACCAUUGUCCAAACCUCUGGCCUCGAGCUACACCAGCGCACCCCGGCCGAGCGCAUUGCCCUCGGCUCGCGAACCAGACACUCUACCAGAAGGCCCGCUGUCGGCGACCAAAGCAACGGCGCAGCCAUCCGCUACUCUGACAACUGGGCCGGUGCCAUUAAGCACAGCAAGAACAUCACUCGCGUGGCCGGAACAUCUGCUGUUCCCAAUGUCACUGGCGGCCCCAGCCAGUCCGGCGGCUCUUCAUGGGUAGGCAUCGACGGCGACAGCUGCCAGCGCGCUAUCCUGCAGACCGGCAUUGACUUCUACGUCGACGGCACCUUUGAUGCCUGGUGGGAAUGGAUUCCCGACAACACCAUGUACUUUGACCAGCCCUUCCCCCUCAAGACUGGCCAGCGAAUCGCCAUGGAGGUUGAUGCUUCGUCCCCCAAGGAAGGCAUCGCUAAGCUCACCAACUUGGACACGGGCGUUACCGUCUCCCACACCUUCACCAAGGAUAAGACUCCCUCUGCUCUGUGCGAGACAGAUGCCGAGUGGAUCAUGGAGGACUUCUUGGGCAACUUGGCUGACUUUGGCACCGUCACGUUUACCGACAAUUCUGCCUCGGACGCUAGCGGCAACAAGUUCACCCCUGCGGGCGGCGACCUCAUCGAGAUCAAGGACAGAGAAGGCAACCCGAAGACGGACUGCAGCAUUAACGGAGAUGAUGUCUCUUGCACCUACGUCCAGUAGAGUUUGGGAUAGUGGUAUAUGAGAUAUACGGGUCAACAAUGUACAUAGUUGUAUAGGCGAUGCGGUACAUAUUGCAUAUAACGUGGUUCACGAGCGAGUCGGCUACGUUGUGUCCUUUUUCAAUUGACUGAAUAAAUGCUCAGUUCUUCAAGUUAUC